This is a messenger RNA of Hydra vulgaris (swiftwater hydra), 937 nucleotides long. The record is from RefSeq and is a predicted model, not a curated record. Lineage: Eukaryota; Metazoa; Cnidaria; Hydrozoa; Anthoathecata; Hydridae.
GAGACAUAUUGCAUUUGAAACCAUUUGUUGCAGAGCGUCAGGGUGAGAGAAAUGAGAUGCAAGAUACUACCUCUUUAUUUGAAAACUGCACAUCUGAUUAUCAAUACAAUCAGUGUGGAUUGAUAAUAAAUCGUGUUUCUUUUUUUGCUGUAUUUGAUGGUCAUGGUGGAAAGAAUGCAUCACAGUUUGCUCAAGAAAAUUUGCACGUUAAUAUUAAUAAAAACUUUCCUAAAGAAGCUGUUUUAAAUUUUGAUAAUGAACUAAAAAAGAGCAUAAUUAAAGCUUUUAAAGACACAGAUGAAGCUUUUCUUUUACGUGCAAGUUUAGAAAAUCCUCCUUUAAAAGAUGGUGCAACAGCAGCAUGUGUAUUGGUAGUUAACAAUACAAUUUAUGUGGCAAAUAUUGGAGACAGUAAAACAAUACUGGUGCGAACUAAUGAAGAGGGGAAGAGUACUAUAUUACCAUUAUCAAAAGAUCAUUCACCAUUAAAUUAUGAAGAAAGACAACGCAUACAAAAUGCAGGUGGUUUUGUAAAGGAUGGUCGUGUUCAAGGAAUAGUUGAAGUAUCUCGUGCUUUUGGCGACUUAAGAUUUAAAAAAUAUAUAAUAUCUAAGCCAGAUAUUGUCAAAUCAACACUGACAGAAAGAGACAGGUAUAUUUUGAUUGCUUGUGAUGGUUUAUGGAAAGGGUUAACAGUUGCUGAAGCUGUGGAUUUUAUUGAAAAAAUUCUUAUGGAAAAUGAGUAUAAUGAUGAUGGAUUUUUCAAGGCUUGCAAUGAAGUUGCCAAUGAAGCUAUUCGCCGUGGAAGUUCUGAUAAUAUCACUGUUGUUAUCAUCAGAAUAUAUUCAUGAAUUUUGAAAUACUCUUUCGCUUUUAUAUUUUUAAAUUGUUAAGAGUUAUACUUUUUGAGUGUUUACAAUGUUUAUAUAUAGUUAAA